AACAACCAGCCAUCUUCUAAGAUUUCAGGAUCCCCAGAUGGCGACCUUCACCCCAGCUGAAGAAUCGUCCCAGGAAUAUGAAUCACGAAUGAAAGAAAUAAACGAGUUCAUGGAAUCCGGUGUUGGAGUUAAAGGGCUUGUUGACUCUGGAGUCACUAAGCUCCCCAGAUUCUUCGUCCGCCCGCUGGAGAAAUCACCGCAGCCGUCGUUGGAGGAUGUCCAAUUCCAGGUUCCUGUAAUUGAUCUCAAGGGGAUCGAGAACGGCCGCCGAGCCGAGAUAGUGAGUCAAAUACGCGAUGCGGCUGAGACAUGGGGAAUCUUACAAUUAGUCAAUCAUGGAAUUCCAGUCCCAGUUAUGGACGAAAUGAUUGAUGGCGUGCAUCGGUUCAACGAGCAAUCCUUCGAGACAAAAAAGGAGUGGUUUUCACAACCUAGUAGUGAAGCUGCACAGGUGACUCUGUACCAUUAUUUGAACCACAUACCACUGGCAAUCUGGAGGGAUUCCUUGGCCUAUAAUUUUCCAGAUGAAAAGAUAGAUGAAGAAGCCAUGCCUCAAGUUUGCAGAAAGGCCACAUCCGAGUACACCAAAUAUGUGCUCGAACUAAAGGAGACACUGUCAGAAUUAUCAUCUGAGGCUUUGGGGCUCAAGAGUGACUACCUAAAAGGCAUAAAAUGCAUGAACUCUGCUUAUGCAUUGUGCCACUAUUAUCCAGCAUGUCCAGAACCUGAGCUGACUGUAGGCACGGGCAGCCAUACAGAUGCAUCUUUCCUGACAAUACUCCUUCAGGACAGCACCGGUGGUCUCCAGGUUCUUCAUCAAAAUCAGUGGUUGGAUGUGCCUUGUGUGCCUGGAGCUCUAAUUAUAAACUAUGGUGACCUUAUGCAGCUGAUUACCAAUGGCAAGUUUAAAGCCGCUAGGCACAAAGUGGUGGCCAAAAAUGUCGGUCCAAGGAUAUCAGCAGCAUUUUUCUUUUCCCCGGCUGUUGCUAUGCAAACUGAACCGUAUGGACCAUUGGAGGAGCUUGUAUCUGAGGAAAAUCCACCAAUUUACAAAUCAACUUCUGCUUCCGAAUAUUUGGUUUGCUACAGGUCACAACUUGCCAAAGAUAGCAACACAUCUGCUCUUUCGCAGUUCAUGCUCUGGUCCUAAUUUAUGUUUCUUUGAUCCACAUUGAACGAAAAAAGGUUGUCUAUGGAUUUGAAAUCCGUUUACUUUAUCUAUAGAGGAAUGUUGAGUAAUCAAAGGAUACUGAAUCUUAAAAUGGGGGCUAUGGAGUCUGAUGCCUCCUAAGAAGUCGGUUGCAGUGAUCAGCCCCAAAUUUAUAUAUGCA
This is a messenger RNA of Rubroshorea leprosula, 1331 nucleotides long. NCBI's taxonomy places the organism in Eukaryota, Viridiplantae, Streptophyta, Magnoliopsida, Malvales, Dipterocarpaceae. The record is from the annotation of a GenBank genome assembly.